Molecule: messenger RNA, 663 nt
Organism: Neoarius graeffei (lesser salmon catfish)
Lineage: Eukaryota; Metazoa; Chordata; Actinopteri; Siluriformes; Ariidae
Gene: aicda
Product: activation-induced cytidine deaminase
Exons: 5
Coding region: 10-642 (210 amino acids)
Biological process (GO): cytidine to uridine editing
Cellular component (GO): nucleus; cytoplasm
Molecular function (GO): RNA binding; cytidine deaminase activity; zinc ion binding
Source: RefSeq, a predicted model, not a curated record
UUCGAAACGAUGAGCAAGCUGGACAGAGUGCUGCUGACUCAAAGGAAGUUUAUUUACCACUAUAAGAACGUACGCUGGGCUCGUGGGAGGAACGAGACCUACCUCUGUUUUGUGGUCAAGAAACGCAACAGUCCCGACUCGCUCUCCUUCGACUUUGGACACCUGCGCAAUCGUUCUGGCUGCCAUGUGGAGCUUCUCUUCCUGAGCUACCUUGGUGUACUGUGCCCGGGUUUCUUGGGUUCCGGUGUGGAUGGUGUCAGGGUGGCAUAUGCCAUCACCUGGUUCUGUUCCUGGUCACCCUGUUCAAACUGUGCCCAUCGCCUUUCUCGCUUCAUGUCUCAGAUGCCCAACUUGCGGCUGCGCAUCUUCGUCUCACGACUCUACUUCUGUGACGAGGAGGACAGUCAAGAGAGAGAGGGACUCCGGUGCUUGCAAAGGGCAGGUGUCCAAGUGACCGUCAUGACCUAUAAAGAUUAUUUCUACUGUUGGCAAACCUUUGUGGCUCGUAAAGCGAAGGCUUUUAAGGCUUGGGAUGGCCUUCACCAGAACUCUAUCAGACUGUCCCGGAAACUACAGCGAAUCCUGAAACCGAGUGAGGAGUCUGAGGACCUGAGGGACGGCUUCGCUCUGCUGGGCCUGUGAACUGAGAACACAACUGUUUAC